AUGCCGGUUAUACGUAUUGAUGAUAGCAACAGCGACUUGUCUGACAUGGCCCGAAACUUUGGUCUUCUAUAUCGCGAAUUGUGGAAAAGCAAUGGGGUCGAGAAGCGGAAUGUCUUCCUUCAGCAGUCUGUUUCAGUUCGAGUAGAUUUGUGGGACAUGAUGGAGUCGAGAGGUAGUGUGGAAAGUGACAACAACUCUGUCUCCGAUAUCCCUGGCAGUACCUUUGACUACACUCUUCUUGACCUAUCGUGGCUACCUAGGCCUAUCGCAGGCAGUGCACAGAAGAUACUCAUUCGACAGGAGUAUUUGGAGGCGAUGGCAGCCUUCCACGAAGAUGAAGAUCCUGUCCUGUUGACUGGUCAGCCUGGCAUUGGAAAGACUCUGUUCCUAGUGUAUGCUCUGGUCAAACGGCUCACUGAAGGUCAACCAACGAUUUUCUCGACCGCUCCCCUCAAGUAUUAUUUGUUUCAAAACUCCGGUGCCUACCGAUUUACAAGUGCCGACAUGGAUGGCUCAACAUUACGUUCGGCGAUCCUCGAUCUACACAAUGGAGUUGUUCCCGGAGGGAAUUUCACAGAGGAGGAUGCAGGAUGGAUUCUGUAUGACUCGAAUGCUGCACAAGGGCCACUGAUCUGGGACAGCGAGGACUUCCUGCCGUGGAAGAUGGUGUUUUCCACCUUGCCGAAAUUGUCCAGAUACAAGGAAUGGGUCAAACAGAAAAAUGCUGUGAUGUAUGUGAUGAAACCCUGGUCCUGGUCUGAGAUAUGCGCUGGAGCGCCACUACAGACCUCCGGAUCUCGUACUACUAAGGAACUUUGGGACGCCUAUCAUCGAUUUGGUCCUUCCGCACGCAUCGUAUACAAAUCAGACCACGUGGAGCACCGAAACGAUAUUUGUUUUGCAUUGCGAAACUGUCGAGACCCUUCGAUACUGUUCCCCCAAAAUGAGGCCGCUUGGGAUGAAUCCAGCAAUGUAUUGGUGGUUGUGGAGCCGGCAACCAUAGAUGGGGUUGUCCACAGAAACAUGUUGACCGGAAAGAUCGCCACUCCAUACAUCAUGAACAUGGUUCACGAGGAGGCGGAGCAUCUGCUGGGAUUAGCCAUGCGGCGAACUUACCAACAUCUCUUGGCAGAUAAUAUCUCCCGAGGAGCGGCGGGAAUCGUAUUCGAAGAUAUGGCCCAUCACCUCCUCGGCGGUACUGCAUCGUGCACUCGCUCCCUCAGAACUCUCCCACGAGGUGGUACUCGUUCCACUACCAAACGGAAGGACCUGACGAUGAAUUCCAGCGUGAUCUUCGAUAGUAUCGCCCAGAUAUCCGGCAAUGUGAGGCAGCGUACGUAUUACCGUCCGCUGCCGCACUUCGCCGGUAUCGAUUCUUUCGCAUUGAUUGACGGGACACUGGUCCUGUUCCAGUUCACUAUCACUGCAGAUCAUCCAGUCAAAGUCAAAGGACUCGAAAGCAUUCAGACUCUUUUUGCUGAGCAGCCGAUUGAACGCGAAUGGAUGUUGAUUUUCGUGGUCCCUACAGCCAUCGAACCUGACUUUAAACGUCAACUACUGCAGCCGGACUCAUCUCGAAGAGAGUGGGAUCAAAACGUGGACCAAUGUGUGAUGGGAUUGACUCUUGAAGAGCUGUUUCCAACUGACAUUCAUGCUACAAAGACAAGAAGGGCAAAGGAUUGCAACGAGCUUCGAAGAAGAGGGAGAGGUCUGAGGAUGCGGACGUGGAUGCGGCUGAGCAGCCUCCUCCAAGCGGAAAGAAACUGGAGAGGACGCCGGCGACACAUUUGCAGACACAUCUGCAAACUCUGGAGGGGACUCGUAAGCUUCCCAAACGUUCUGGGAGGAAGAAUGAAACCGUCGAGAUCCUGGAGGCAGCACCGGACACACACGAAGGUCCAUCGACCGGACGUCGGAAAGGGAUGUCCCGCAAAUAGGUCGAACGCUGGCUACAAAUGCGUCGCUUGUGCCGCUAUUAGCCGUCUCCUGCUGAAAAUAGAAGAAAAAAAAAACAGAAAAAACAGCACUGUUUGUUUUGUGGCAGAAGGAAGCUACAACGCGGCGCUCGUUCGAGGAUGA
This is a messenger RNA of Sparassis crispa, 2079 nucleotides long. RefSeq lists its product as hypothetical. NCBI's taxonomy places the organism in Eukaryota, Fungi, Basidiomycota, Agaricomycetes, Polyporales, Sparassidaceae. Bases 1 to 2079 code for a protein of 692 amino acids. The record is from RefSeq and is a predicted model, not a curated record. The transcript has 7 exons.